CAUUAUUAUAUUUGGAUUUUGGAAUCACAGUUGAGAUCUGGUAAAGGUUAGAUGAAAUGUCAUAGUGAUGCGUCGUUGUUUAUUUCGUAAAUAUUAUUAAUUACAUGUAAAAUAUGUAUAAUUAAUCGCAUAUGAAGAAGUAAAGAUCAAUAAAAUAAGAAAGAUGUUGCUUCAAACGUGGAAAUCGGCAGAUAAUAUCGUAAGAAAAGAUAUAAUAAAGCCAGGAACUUUCUCGAAAAAACCGACUGACUGCGCUUCUUGUGAAGUUGUUAUUGAAAACAUAAACGUUAUCAAUGCGUCUGUAGAGGAUUUGAAAAACAAAUUUAACUCGCAGAUUUUAUGUGGGAUAAGUAAAGAAGCGUUAACUAUAGGUGAAGCAAAUUGUGAAAUAGAUCGUCAAAUUGAGCGAGCAAUACAAAUGAUGAUGGUAUCAGAAAAAAGUUUAGUUACAAUAGAUAUAUUGUUAGAAGGCAUUGAUGAUCGUUUAGUUAUUAAGUUCGAAAUAACGUUAAAUAAAGUGCAACCAUAUAAACCAAUUUGGGAAUGGACGCCAGAAGACAAGUAUUCGAUAGCUUUAAAAUAUAAGGAAGCAGGUGUAUGUUUAUUUCAGGAACAUAGAUACGUGGAUGCAUUUUAUAAAUUUAGUAAAGCCUGUAAAAUUCUAAUAACAUUAGAGCCAAUUCAGGAUUUAGAAUUAGAUAAGACAUUAGAAACUAAAAUUAAUAAAUUGAGACUUAUAUUGUAUAACAAUAUGGCUGGGUGUCAAUUAUGCCGUAAAAAUUAUGAACAUACCAUAUCCUUAUGUAAUAAAGUUCUAAAUAAAGAAGCUAACAACGUUAAAGCAUUAUACAGAAGAGGAGUGGCACGUGGAAAUUUGAAAGAUGUAGACAAUGCUGUUAAUGAUCUAAAAUAUGCUGUUAGUCUAGAACCGCAUAACCAAGCAAUAAAAGAACAACUUACAAUAUAUAAUACAAAAUUACAAGAGGCAAACCAGAAAUUUGAAGAUAUGGUAAAAAAGAUGUUCAAAGCUUAAACAUUAUGUUGAUACGUUUACCUGUAAAGGAUUAAAAAAAUAAACAUUUUUCAUUUUGUAAAUAAAAAAAUAAGUGUUUAUUUUUAUCUACAAUAAUUUACAUAUUACAAGUAAUGUAUUACUUUAAAAUUACAACAUUAAGAAUUUGUUACAAAUAUGUAACUUUGUAAUUCUAUGUAACUAUAUUAUUGUUAGAUCAUUCUUACAUGUCUUGUAUUUCUCUUGUGGCUUAUAUGUAACAAUUGCAUAUUGAUAGUAACAGAAAUAUUUUUAAAUUACGUAUAAUUUAUUCAAAAAUACAUGAUGCAUCAAGAGAACAAUUUAUUUCUUGCAUUUAUAAUUAUAUUGCAAAAUUGAUUAAAUAUUGGAACAAGAAUAUAAGACAAUUAGAAUAAUAAACCUCCCCCUAUUAUUUAACAAAAUAUAAAUCGUAUAUUAAUACAUACCUCUAAAAAUAUUAGUUUCAAAUGUAUAUAUUGGCACUUUUAUUAUUUUGUGCUUUUAUUUUGAAAAAAUUUUAUUAAAGAAAACAUUAUGGAAUCUAUAAGUAUUUUGAGAAAAUAAGAUUAGAACCAUGUAAAUAUUAUUUUAAAAUGUAGCAGCAAAAUAACAGUAGAUCUUAUAGCUUGCAAGUUACAUUAAAAUAAAUAUUAUUACAUAUACAUAAUAAAUGUAUGAAAGUAUAUUUGUUAAGCGUGCAGAAUGCAUAACAUUUUCUUGUUGAAAUAAAUGUGACCAUUAGUAACUGCACAAAUAGAUAAUUAAUGUUUUAAAACUAUCACCAUAGAAUAUUAGAAUAUAAAACCUUCUCUGCGAUCUUUCCUUCUGAAACUAUGGAUUGUUGUCUAUGCAUUAGAACAUGCAAUGGAGUGUUACAAAAACAAG
Molecule: messenger RNA, 1918 nt
Organism: Bombus pascuorum
Lineage: Eukaryota; Metazoa; Arthropoda; Insecta; Hymenoptera; Apidae
Exons: 2
Coding region: 164-1033 (289 amino acids)
Molecular function (GO): protein binding
Source: RefSeq, a predicted model, not a curated record